CGCGCUAGCAAAAUAGCGCUUGUGAGCAGGACUGUGCGAAAGUUAUUUACACGGAAGUGACUCUCACAUGUAGCUGCUAUGGUACCCCUGCUCGUCCAUGUGACCACAGGAAAAAUGGAAGAGACAACAAAAAAUAAGCAAACAAGUUGUUCACAAGAAUUACUUUCAUGCGGGAAUGGAGGAGCCAUCCAUGAAAAACUCCUUUUGAAAUCCAAAGUGCCUAGUAGGUCGGCCUCUCUUCAGACCACCAGAGUUCCUAGAAGUAAUGUACUGGAUAGGCUUCAGAGUUUUCUACCACAGAUGGCCCAGGCUAAUGAGUCCUUAAAGCAGCAGAUGGAGUCGGUCCCUGCGGGACACUUUGACAUUGAAAAUACUGACGAUGCAGAAAAAGUUAUUGAAAUGGACGUAGCACUUGUGGAACUCAGUGACUCGGACAGCAACGCUGAAUCAUCGGAAGAUGACAGCUCUGAGGACUGUUCGGACAAUGAUACAGAAGAGGAAGAGGAGAAACUCCAACUCCCAGGAGACUGUAAGAGGAAAAAGAGGGCCAAUAUUGAGAUUGUUGAUAAGGAUGGAAUGUAGGUUUUAACUCUGAACAUUUCUCUUUGAGCAUGGGACUCGGUUACAUAACGUGGAUGUUGUGACAUCCACAGAGCAGGUGAUCCCCCCCCC
Messenger RNA from Clupea harengus (Atlantic herring), 672 nucleotides. It is a transcript of the gene nopchap1, whose product is annotated as NOP protein chaperone 1. Gene Ontology annotation, molecular function: box C/D methylation guide snoRNP complex binding. The record is from RefSeq and is a predicted model, not a curated record. NCBI's taxonomy places the organism in Eukaryota, Metazoa, Chordata, Actinopteri, Clupeiformes, Clupeidae. Gene Ontology annotation, biological process: box C/D snoRNP assembly.